Mya arenaria is the source of this 669-nucleotide messenger RNA. Its product is annotated as putative nuclease HARBI1. Bases 1 to 669 code for a protein of 222 amino acids. NCBI's taxonomy places the organism in Eukaryota, Metazoa, Mollusca, Bivalvia, Myida, Myidae. The transcript has 2 exons. The record is from RefSeq and is a predicted model, not a curated record.
AUGGCAGGUACAUUUUUACCAAAUGUAAGGAAACAGCGUCAGUAUAGACAUACUCCUAAUGUUCAGCAUCUUGAGGAUGGGGAAAUGCACGAGAGGUAUCGUUUCACAAAUGAUGGCGUAGCAUUUUUGGAGGAUAUCUUGAAGGAUGACAUAAAAAGAGACAAUCACCGGAACAGAGCCCUCAGUGUGCGACAGAUGGUUCUUAUAACCCUUCGGUUCCUCGCCACAGGGGCGUUUUUCAAUGUUGUAGGAGACAGCAUGGGUUACCACAAAUCAACAGUUUCUCGUGUGGUAACCCACGUGACAGAUAUUAUUUGCAAAAGAAUGAAACGAUUCAUUGUAUGGCCUUCCGGCGAAGAGAAGAAUAGAGUGAAGAGCGGAUUUUUCACAUCGGCAGGCUUCCCUCACGUAGUGGGGUGCGUUGACGGGACACACAUCCGUAUCCAGGCCCCUUCUGUUGAUGAGCCAGCUUUUGUCAACCGAAAAGGCUAUCAUAGUAUUAACAUGCAGGCAGUUUGCGGUCAUGAAGGAUUGUUCACAAGUGUCAACGCCACUUGGAUGGGCUCGUGCCGUGAUGCACACGUGUUCAGGACAUCAGGGCUGUGCAACAGGCUACAACGAGACAAUCAAUGUCUGGAAGAUGGGGUGCUUCUUGGAGAUAGUGGGUAA